CAAUAAAGCAAUGUAUCACGUCAGUGUGUUCCUGACCAGCAGUGGGGUAGAAAGUCCAAGAUUCCACAUUUCGUCUGACGACUCUGUUGGAAUCAGAACUUACAGAAAUGAUGAAGCUAAUCCACAAGGGAAAUAAUAUGUUACCACUGCUUCUGACCUGGGUGAUACUUGUGCACACUGGAGAAGGGAUUGCAUUUAAUCAUAGCAAAAUGUCUGUUGUUGAAGCUCCUAUUGAGGUUACCCUCUUCAAUGGAACUCUGUUUGCCACCUGUGAACUCAAACCUGACCCCAAUCUUCCCACUGGCCAACCUGAAAUAUAUGGACAGGUUCUCUUCAAACAAACCUUCCCAGCAGGCAUACUGCAAGUGCUGAUCAAUGUUCAUGGCCUGCCCACUGAUGACCAACAGAAACGAGCUAUUCACGUCCAUCAGUUUGGAGACCUGAGCCAAGGAUGCAUCACUGCUGGUCCACACUAUAAUCCCCUGGGAGUGGACCAUCCCACACACCCUGGUGAUUUUGGCAACUAUGUGGCCAUCAAUGGAGCUAUAAGGCAACAUCUAAACAUGGAAAGGGGCACCUAUUUGGAGGUGAGGAUACAUUCGAGCUGCACUCGGUGGAUCUGGAGCUGGAGGCCGCGGAGAAGCAGAGCUGCGACCUACAGGUCCACUGCACCAAGGACGCGGCCCGCCCAGGUUUCGUUCACUCCGGCGCCGGGGUACCACGGAGCCUGGAUGCAGCAGCAGUGGAAGACACGAGCCAGGACCUCUCCCCCUCCGCCAUCACCCGUUUUCGAGAUCUCGACCCAGAACUGCUUCGCUCCCCUUCGCAAGACGGAAUGCGACGCGGUGAUCAUCGGAGACUCCAUCGUCCGGCACGUCCGUGCUACCAUGGCUAAAGGUAAGGUGCGCACUUGCUGUUUUCCUGGUGCUCAUGUUCUCGAUGUCGCUGCACAGGUACCUGCGAUCCUGAUUAAGAACAACAUUGGAGCUGUGGUCCUCCAUGCUGGCACGAACGACACCAGGCUGAGGCAGACGGAGAUCCUGAAGAAGGACUUCAGAAGCCUGGUUGAGAAGGUACACAGCGCCCAUGACGAGGAUCAUCGUGUCAGGACCGCUUCCCGCGUUCCAGCGAGGAAUCGAGAGCGUCCUAGGCUCUACCAUACUGAUGGCCUGCAGGGUUGGAGCAGCGGUCCUCUCGGACAACAUUUCCAGGACACUACGCACCAUCUGACUGGCACAUAGAGAUUGUGCCAGCUCCGGUAGACAGAGGCCAACCCUACAAGGAUCCUGAGGCACCCAGAGAUGGACCAGCUCCAGCUGGUUUCUGCUUCAUGAGGACUUGGGUAUUCAAAGCAACGCUGCCAACCCUAUGUGGACUUUGAGGAAGACAACAACCUCCAAAUUAAUAUACACACACAAAUCUACAUGACUAUACAUAAAUGCAGAAAGGGUAUUGUUCAUAUCACACUCCAGUGUCACCCAAAUGAGGAUGGGUUCCCUUUUGAGUCUGGUUCCUCUCAAGGUUUCUUCCUCAUCUAAGGGAGUUUUUCCUUGCCACAGUCGCCUCAGGCUUACUCACUAGGGAUAAUUUUGUCUAACAUCUAGGACUGUUUGGAUGUUUUUUGUUUGUUCUGUAAAGCUGCUUUGAGACAAUGUUCAUUGUUAAAAGCGCUAUACAAAUAAAAUGGAAUUGAAUUUG
Molecule: messenger RNA, 1698 nt
Organism: Pangasianodon hypophthalmus (striped catfish)
Lineage: Eukaryota; Metazoa; Chordata; Actinopteri; Siluriformes; Pangasiidae
Gene: sod3a
Product: superoxide dismutase 3, extracellular a
Exons: 6
Coding region: 108-1241 (377 amino acids)
Biological process (GO): removal of superoxide radicals
Molecular function (GO): superoxide dismutase activity; copper ion binding
Source: RefSeq, a predicted model, not a curated record